CUUGUCACCAGCCCCCUGUGUUUAGGGAACCCAUGGAGCCCGCUCACAGCGCGCCCCUGGGGGACAGCUCUGCUGAGGUGCUGCUGAGCGAGCUGGAGCGGCAGGUGCAGGAUGUGGUGCGGACGAGCUCGUGGUGGGAGCGCCAUGGUGUGGACUGCGCUGUCCUUGCUCUCAGCCUUCUUGCCUUGCCAGCGGGGUUUCUGUGCCUACGCUUCCAUAAUAUCCUGGCCUUUGCUGCUGGCAUCACAAUCUUGGGUGUGUGCCAUUACACACUCACAGUCAAGGGCAGCCACCUGGCCUCUCACAGUGCUCUCACAGAAUCCAAACGAUGGAGCAAGAUCUUGAUGAUUUUCUUUAUGGAGGUAUGCACUGCCUUUCCCGCAGAGUUUGCUAAGCUCAACCACGUCAAUAUGCACCAUGGCUACACCAACGUGGUGGGGCUGGGAGACUCGAGCACGUGGAAGGCGCCUUUCUUCAACCGCUACAUUUACAUGUUCCUUGGGCCACUUUCCAUCCCCGUCUUAACUCCACUGGUAGCUCUUGCGCAUUUGAGGAAGGAAGAGCUGAGGAGAGCCCUGCGGACAUUGGCCUUCAUGUCCCUGGGCCUUUAUUCUCAGUACUGGAUGUUCCUGAACGUGUCAGGCAUCAAGAGCCCCAGUUCAGCGCUGGCCUGCAUGCUGCUCUCCAGAUCUCUGCUCGCCCACCCCUUUCUCUACGUCAACAUCUUCCAGCACAUCGGAUUGCCCAUGUUCUCCCCGGACAAGAAGCCCAGGCGGAUUCACAUGAUGACCCUGGGAGUGCUGAAUCUGCCACGGCAGCCAGUGCUGGACUGGGCAUUCGGCCACUCGCUCAUCAGCUGCCAUGUGGAGCACCACCUCUUCCCCCGGCUCUCUGACCACAUGUGUCUGAAGGUGAAGCCCUUGGUAUCAAAAUUUCUUCAUGACAAGAAGUUACCCUAUAAUGAGGGCUCCUACCUGGCUCGAUUCCAGCUGUUCCUCAGUCGCUAUGAGGAGUUAAUGGUGCAUGCUCCGCCCAUCACCGAGCUGGUGGGGCUUCAGUGAAGGCUGGGUGCCCUCCCUAGCCCAGUCCUGGCCCUCCUGCACUACUGGUCUUG
Acomys russatus (golden spiny mouse) is the source of this 1114-nucleotide messenger RNA. RefSeq names its product fatty acid desaturase 6 (gene Fads6). Gene Ontology annotation, biological process: lipid metabolic process. Bases 33 to 1061 code for a protein of 342 amino acids. The transcript is spliced from 6 exons. Gene Ontology annotation, molecular function: oxidoreductase activity, acting on paired donors, with oxidation of a pair of donors resulting in the reduction of molecular oxygen to two molecules of water. Lineage: Eukaryota; Metazoa; Chordata; Mammalia; Rodentia; Muridae. Gene Ontology annotation, cellular component: membrane. The record is from RefSeq and is a predicted model, not a curated record.